Haemonchus placei is the source of this 375-nucleotide messenger RNA. NCBI's taxonomy places the organism in Eukaryota, Metazoa, Nematoda, Chromadorea, Rhabditida, Trichostrongylidae. The record is from the annotation of a GenBank genome assembly.
AUGCAUCGUGAAAUUACGGCAAAUUUCGACAAGAGUAUGGCCGGCUUCGUGAAGGACAAGAACUACAGCUUUGUGCGGAUGAGAUAUGAUUACGAGCUGGUAUAUGGUAUAUUCUGCGAUUUGAAAGUGCAGCUGUCAAACUUAAUUGUGAUGCCUUCCGUCCACCAACAUCCACGGAUGCGGAGAGGAUUACGAAGACGGAUCGGUCUAGCAGUACAGUUCUGUUGUAGGGUGAUCCGAACAGGGAUCGGAUGUCCCGACAGUUCAGCCGGAAGUAGCCAGCAGCCACCUAUCCUGCUAAUGGGUGAUCCGAUCGGGGAUCAGGGGUAUGCGAUUGUUGUCACCUCUGGUGGGCCUAUUUGUCAAAACACAUGA